Drosophila subobscura is the source of this 937-nucleotide messenger RNA. RefSeq names its product trypsin alpha-3. The coding region runs from base 93 to 878 and encodes 261 amino acids. The record is from RefSeq and is a predicted model, not a curated record. The transcript has a single exon. Gene Ontology annotation, biological process: proteolysis. NCBI's taxonomy places the organism in Eukaryota, Metazoa, Arthropoda, Insecta, Diptera, Drosophilidae. Gene Ontology annotation, molecular function: serine-type endopeptidase activity.
AUGUUGAUCCCUCGUUUCGUCAGAUUUGAUUUGGAUGCUGUGAUAUAAAAGCCGAUUUUCUAGCUUCGCCAAGUGUUAGUUGGUUAUCCGCAAUGUUUGUCCGCUGCCUGGUUUCCAUGAUGCUUCAGUUGCUUCCCAUCCUGGGAGUCCUAACAUUGCAGGGGGUUUCCGCUGGCGGUGCCGACAGUAUCCAACCCCGCAUUAUUGGGGGUCAGGUAUCGAGCAUCAAGGAAGAAAAGUAUCUGGUGCAGGUCACAACGUCCACAGAGAUGUGCGGGGGCUCGCUGAUUCAACCCAGGUGGGUGAUCACGGCGGCCCACUGCGUGUACAGAAAGAACAAGGACGAUCUGAAGAUAUACGGUGGAGCGUCGAACCAGGCGGGUCCCUAUGCCACCAUCCGUCUGGUGGACUUUGUGGCCAUUCGUCCGGACUUUAGCAUGAAGACACUCCACAUGGACGUGGCCGCCCUACGGCUGCAGUCGGCGAUGGUGGGCGCUAACAUCCAAACCAUUGCACUGGCCUCGCAGCCCGUGCCACCUGGAGCGAUAGUGAAGGUGUCCGGCUGGGGCUCCACCAGUGCCACCUCCUCGGACACAGCCCUACGAGUGCACAGUGUUCUGCUGCCCGUGUGGUCCAGGUCCUCCUGUUUGGCCGCCUUCAAAGGCAUCCAUGGUAUAACCCGCUCCAUGAUGUGCGCCUCGAAGCCAUAUAGGCGCGACUCGUGCGAUGGCGACUCCGGCGGUCCGCUCGUCUUCAAGGGCCAACUGGCUGGCAUAGUGUCGUUCGGCUACGGCUGCGCCUCGGCUCUGCCCGGCGUCUACACCAGCGUGCCCACAAUCCGGGAGUGGUUCCUAUACAUCGUGAAGCUGCAUUCCUGAGCACUCGUAUGCUCACAGUAUUCCUAAUAGCCAAUAAACUUCUUUAGCUUUUAUCAAAC